UGAAAGUUUUAUUUCGUUAUUAUAAUUAUUGUUAAUUUAAAUAUACAUUAAAACGUAAUUUAUUUAAAGCAGUAACGCCUCGAAUUUCGCUUUCGUCCUUCAUUAAAAUUGGUUCGCGAAAAAUUGCAGGCAGCCAUGUAAUUAGGAAAAUUACAUUCAUUAUGUAAUACGGCUAUCUGAGUAGUUUUAGCGCCGGCACACGUUAUACUAGAAUUAUCGAGAGCAGUGCUUAAAUGCGAAAUUUAAUAAGGGUUCAAAUCGAAGUAAACUGCAAAGGAACAAGGAUUAGAAAGUAUCGCCUACCUACAUUUAUUAGGUAACAUAAUUUUACAUUGGUUAAAAUUGCAACAGAGUAAGUGUUUAAUGGUAAAUGACAACACUAAAAACUUGUAAUUGGUAAUUAAAGGUCUAUUUAAUUGUGUAAUUACUGUAUUCGACUCGAAUUUCGAUGUACCUAGUUGACAGAGAUCACCACUUAACCAUGGCGAGCCAAGUAGGGUACGUGCUCGAGCAAUUUAUUAAUAUUGACCAGUGUCAAAAAAUCAAUGUUGUAAUAAGUUGUUAUUGCGCUAACGCUGAUUUAUAUGCGUUGAACGUAGUGAGGCUUGUCCUACUGUCUCAAUUCCCAAUUUUCUCCAGACAACGCGUCCCAAUUCAAAUUUUGUUGGUCCAGAUGACAAUUUGGGGAGGGGGAGGGGGUCCACAUGGUCUUGCUAUCAGCUGAAGUGGUUAAUUGGAUUACCCUCCUUGACCCCUUUCAUUUUUCUUCGUCUAAACUCGCUUUAACAUUCGCCAUCUUUACCGAAAGCAAGCGACCUACAUAUAGACGUUAGAAACCAGAGGAAUUUUAAAAUUCACCGCAUUCACUCUUAAGCCAGCCAGCUGAGUGAAAGAUGCGACAGUUUUGGAAUGUUAUUGGAAUCCUCUUAGUGUUGCAUUUUGCCGAGAGCAGGAUUAUCAUAAAGAGGCAAAUCGAUAAUACCGACGCAGCGAUCGAUCCCAUACAGGAAAUUUCUUACGAUGUUGAUGAUCGAGAUAAAAGAGGAGUAGCAGCGGCAACCGAUGGCAAAUAUGCGAUCAAAAACGCUCUACUGGGCUUCGUCUUUAACAAAAUCAACAAAUUUAUCGAUAAGAAAACUGCGUGGGUGAUCCAGUUGGAUAAGACCAAUGUUGCAAAAAAUGCGGCAGCUGGAAUUUUACCACCCCAAGAUUCGGUUGCCACACUAACCGGAGCAAUCACGGGAGUAAUAGGGCAGAAGUUGCAAGCGGCUACUCCACUUAUUACGCUUGUAACGAGCAAAAUUACAAGCGGUAGUUUGGGGUCGAGUUCGGGCGGCGGCGGCGGUUUUAAUUUGGGUAGUUUAUUCGGGGGUGGAGGCGGUGGCGCUACUGCAAAUGUGGGUGUGAAAGUGUCAAUAGCCGAUGAUGAUGAUGGUGGCUAUACUCGUUAAAUUCGUUCUGCAACUUGCAAGUCUUGCCCUAUACUCAUUAAAUCCAUUUUGUUGUUAUCUCCACACAUCAACCCAUUUGCAGUAUGUAUAUAUUUCAUGACUGUCUUUAGCUUUACUCUAUGUAAAUUAUGUACAGUAAUUUAUGUAUGUUAACUUGUUAUUAAAACUGAAUAAAUUUUUUUUGUAUUU
This is a messenger RNA of Photinus pyralis (common eastern firefly), 1640 nucleotides long. RefSeq lists its product as uncharacterized. The transcript is spliced from 4 exons. Bases 894 to 1451 code for a protein of 185 amino acids. Lineage: Eukaryota; Metazoa; Arthropoda; Insecta; Coleoptera; Lampyridae. The record is from RefSeq and is a predicted model, not a curated record.